AUGUUGCCCCAACAGAGUGACACAGGCGUACAGUCUGCCGAAGUCUCAGUAAUAACCUGCACCGGUGAUAGAAGCGAAGUAAGCAACCUAACAACCGAGAAUAAUGAUUAUCGAGCCGAGAUUCCUGUCGCCAAAAUAGAUAUAAUAUCACCUAUUGAUAAUUCGUCGCUUGUGGAGCUUGAGAAUUUUAUUGACGAUUCAUUUUGUAAUAUUAUGAACUCCCGACACAGUGAAGUAACGAAGGGUACUGUGGAACAAGUAUUUGUAAAUUCUACCCCCUUUAAACAACGCGAGAGUGACAACGCCACUACAAAAAAUGCAGUAUUUGACAAUUUUAAAGAGAAGGUUGAAUAUGAAAUAUCAAAUUUAUUGGCUAAACUCACCAAGCAAGACGAAACUAUCAACAUAAAUAAGCAAGAUAUAUGCAAAUUGCGUGAAGAAAAUUUGCAUCUCAAAUCACGUAUCUCCAAAUUAGAAGGAAAGAUGGCCUCGGCCUCCAUAGAAAAAUUCCCUGGUGCUAUUGAAAUAUCUUCUGUCACACCUACAACGCAGUACGUCCCCAUAAGCACUAAGAAAAAGGCCAACGAAGACCGAAUACCGGAAAGUAAUGUGCCUAAUAUGCAGUCCAAUCCAGAAGUUAGUGUACCUACUUAUGAAAAUUUGACCUUGCAACCGCGAACCCAGCAGACAAAUAAGAAUCGUUACGACCGCCCACCAAAGAAUUCCACUCCUUGCCCAUUUCUUCUGCGUCGAGGUUGGUGUCGAAAGGGAGACCGAUGCGACUUUCAGCAUCUUAAACCAUCUCACAAUACACAUAAACAUAAUGUCCCCUGUCCUUUUUUGCAGAACAGAGGCUUCUGUCUGAAAGACGAUCGAUGUGAUUUCUCCCACGCUUGGGUACCAACCAGAAG
Messenger RNA from Paramuricea clavata, 911 nucleotides. The record is from the annotation of a GenBank genome assembly. Lineage: Eukaryota; Metazoa; Cnidaria; Anthozoa; Malacalcyonacea; Plexauridae.